GAGCAUUUCUACUGACACCUUUACAUGAAUUGUCCAUGGAGCGUGCCGCUCUCAUAUGUGAGAAAAUGAACUUUAAAGGAUGUUUCAGUCUGACGAAAACUGCUACAGGAAUCCUAUUCAAAUUUUCACAUCCAGAUGAUUAUCAAGCCGUUUAUAAAAAAGGGUUUCAUAAAGUGACCGGCGCAAGGUUUUACCGCAAGAUAGCGAUUCCCUGCCGACCGAAAAAAACAUUCACACUCUUCGUCAUGGACGUCCCGGAAGAUUUGCCUGUUGAAGACAUUAGACAUGCAUUGUAUAAGUUCGAUUCGAUAGUAGAGGUAGUGCGCCUUCAUUAUCAAACCCAGCCAACAAUUUCAAAUGACAAGGGUCAAGAAGGUGCUGUUAUCAGCAGAAAUGAAGUAACUGAGAAAUCCGAACGAAGAGAAUCACCGGCAGCCGUCAUUCGAAUAACAUUGGCCUCAAUGGACGAAUACAAUAUAUUAUUGCAAAAUGGGUUAAACUUUUAUGAUGCUACGUUCUUCCCAACAGAAGCAAAUCUUCAAAUGAAAGGUGCAAAAAUUGACUAUAAAAGACGAAUUUUUGAUGGAAAUAAGCCGAGCCGCGUACGUGAAUUACUUCCUGUUUUCGAUGCAACUGGUUUUCGUAAAUUGCCUCCACCUGCGAGUAAACUUAUAAAGCCAUCGAGGAUUAUAAAGUAAUUGUUUCUAAUAAUAAAAAUGCACUAUUACAAAAAAAAAAAAAAAAUAUUUUUUCAAAUACAUUACCACGUAAAAUUAAUAUCGAAAGAUGCUUCUAAUUCUGUGCAUUCAUUUUUACUUUAUU
Molecule: messenger RNA, 822 nt
Organism: Rhagoletis pomonella (apple maggot)
Lineage: Eukaryota; Metazoa; Arthropoda; Insecta; Diptera; Tephritidae
Source: RefSeq, a predicted model, not a curated record